Malus domestica (apple) is the source of this 792-nucleotide messenger RNA. RefSeq lists its product as uncharacterized. Lineage: Eukaryota; Viridiplantae; Streptophyta; Magnoliopsida; Rosales; Rosaceae. The record is from RefSeq and is a predicted model, not a curated record.
AAUCACUUUUCUCUCCAAAAUUCGAUACGUGUCCCCACAUCACCAUGUACCAUGACGCGAGAACAAGGCUUCUGGUAACAUAUUCCUACAAGAGUCGGAGAAAUCUGGUGACUUCAGAUUUUUACACUGCGUGAGUGUAUAAAACAACACAAGUUUCAACCUCUGAGUAUAAAUAGCAAAGCAGCGCAAAUUUGAAGAUGCAAAAGAUGAUCACCGCGAUCAGAUUGAUUAGACCACAACCGCCAGGUUUGAUAUUCACGCCGCCGCUGCCGUCAAACUUUGGCCGGAAAGCUACCCGAGUCCGAUUCAAGCAGGCUGCAAGUGUUCACGUUUCUAGUAAGAACAGUAACAUGGACAAGCAGCAGGAGGAACCUACUCUGAAAACUGGAGACAUUUUGUUGGAGUCUUUCGGGGUCGGGUAUGCAUCGAGGUGCGAGGACGAAGGAUAUGGUGGGAUAUACGGGGCUAUAACGGAGCAGGAUCAGCUGAUCCAUGACGACCAUCCGGCCAACGACAAGUCGCCGGGAAGUGAAGUGAAGGAGAAGGAGAAAGCCCGACACAAGACGAGUCCCUCUGCAUAGAUAAAAUACAGCACGCUGCAUCUGCAUGUGUCGUUUGUUUUUUGAAGAGCAAAUGCCAGACUCGUGUGAGAGUCUGGUUCGAGUGGUUAACUAUAUGUCCUCCGUGUAAUUUAUUACUCAGCUUGUUGUAGGUGUAUGUAAAUAUUUUGUGUUAAUAAAUAAUUAAUGUCAUAGUUUUCUCAUCUCGUGGUUGGAGAUAGUUCACAAUCAA